AUGUCUUCUCUCCAACCAACAUUUUCUUCCAAAUCCAGUGCACACUUCAAUGAGUUUGAAUGGGUCAUUCAAAUCCAAAAAACACUAGAGGAAGAGCUUGAGGAUGAUGGGGAAAUCCCUGUCUCCAUUUUCAAUGUCCCCAAGGCCCUUUUGGCUAGUGAACCAGAUUCCUACAUCCCUCAAGAAGUUGCAAUUGGCCCUUACCACUAUUUGCGUCCUGAGCUCUAUGAGAUGGAGAGGUACAAAGUGGCUGCAGCUAAAAGGACCCAAAAGCAGCUCCAAUGCCUAAAGUUCCAAGACCUUGUUGAGCAAUUGAAGAAGCUGGAGCCGCGGAUUCGCGCUUGCUACCACAAGUAUUUGGAUUUCAAUGGUGACACUUUAGGUUGGAUGAUGGCCAUUGCUGCAUCAUUUUUCCUUGAGUUACUCCAAAUCUAUGGGGCCAAAGAAGGAAGGGUUUUGACCAGAGUUUCCUCAAGCAUGUCACACUUGGUUGACGUUUCAGGGAGCAAGUCAGCUCACCAUGCAAUUCUUAGGGACUUGGUGAUGCUUGAAAACCAAAUCCCACUAUUUGUGUCCAGAAGAAUUUUGGAGUUUCAAUUCACAUCACUGGAACAAGCCGACGACCUUCUGCUUUCGAUGCUAAUGGGGUUGUGCAAGGAGCUUUCACCAUUCAAGGUGGUGGAUCAAGACCUGCCAAAGAUCCAAGUCUCAGAAUGUGCUCAUUUGCUAGACUUUUUGUACCAAAUGAUCACCCCCAAGUUAGAACGUCGACCGUCUGAAAUUGUGGAAGCAGAGGAUGAAGGAGAAUCCACACCACAAAAGGGAUCAAAAUCUUCUGAUGAUAGCCCGAAUUUCGUGAAGCAGUUUCUGCAGGAGGUAUGGAAGCUGCUGUCGAAACUAAACGAAGGUCCGACAAAGAAGAAAACCAACCCCGAAAAUGAGAAUUCGAGCAAUAGCAUUAGUAAACCACCAUUGAUACAGGAGAUUACCAUCCCUUCUGUUUCUGAUCUUGUAAAAUCCGGAGUCUGUUUUGUGAAAACAAAAGGUAGCGUUUCGACCAUCUCCUUUGAUCCUAAAACAGUCACAUUUUACCUCCCUGCUACAAGCCUAGAUGUAAAUACAGAGGUGAUCUUGAGAAACUUGGUAGCAUAUGAAGUAUCAAAUGCAUCAGGGCCGUUGGUUUUAACCCGUUACACCGAAUUAAUGAACGGGAUCAUAGACACUGAGGAGGACGUGAAACUGCUUAGAGAGAAAGGUAUAAUUUUGAACCAUUUGAAAAGCGAUGAAGAAGUAGCCAACGUUUGGAAUGGUAUGAGCAAGUCCAUUAGAUUGACCAAAGUGCCAUUCUUGGACAAGACAAUUGAAGAUGUGAACAAGUAUUACAAUGGCAGAUGGAAGAUCAAAAUGACAAAGUUUAUGAAGUCGCGUAUUCCAUAUCACCACCACUAUUACUUAGUGAUGCUUUAUGCCUAA
Molecule: messenger RNA, 1473 nt
Organism: Prunus armeniaca (apricot)
Lineage: Eukaryota; Viridiplantae; Streptophyta; Magnoliopsida; Rosales; Rosaceae
Source: the annotation of a GenBank genome assembly